AAUAUGCCGAAUUUUUGCACUGCAAAUCCAAAAAAUUCACAGAUUUCGACGAGGUGCGGCAGGAAAUCGAAGCGGAAACCGACAGGGUGACAGGAACAAACAAAGGCAUCUCCCCCGUCCCCAUCAACCUCCGCGUCUACUCACCGCACGUGUUGAACCUGACUCUGAUCGAUCUCCCGGGCAUCACCAAAGUGCCGGUGGGGGAUCAACCGCAGGAUAUCGAGUACCAGAUCAAAGACAUGAUCCUGCAGUUCAUCAGCAGGGAGAGCAGCUUGAUCCUGGCUGUCACGCCGGCCAACAUGGACCUGGCCAACUCGGAUGCGCUCAAGAUGGCGAAAGAAGUUGAUCCUCAAGGCUUGCGGACGAUCGGAGUCAUCACCAAGCUGGAUCUGAUGGAUGAAGGCACAGAUGCCAGGGACGUGCUGGAGAACAAGCUGCUUCCUUUACGCAGAGGCUACAUCGGCGUCGUUAACCGCAGCCAGAAGGACAUUGAUGGUAAGAAGGACAUCAGGGCAGCUCUGGCAGCCGAGAGGAAGUUCUUCCUUUCUCACCCAGCGUACCGGCACAUGGCUGACCGCAUGGGCACCCCACAUUUGCAGAAAGUCCUGAACCAGCAACUGACCAACCACAUUCGGGAGACGUUGCCUUCGCUACGCAGCAAACUUCAGAGCCAGCUGCUGUCCCUGGAGAAGGAGGUGGAGGAGUACAAGAACUUCCGCCCCGAUGACCCCACGCGAAAAACCAAAGCUUUGCUACAAAUGGUCCAACAAUUUGGUGUGGACUUUGAGAAACGAAUCGAAGGUUCAGGAGACCAGGUGGACACACUCGAACUCUCCGGGGGUGCCAGAAUCAACCGCAUUUUCCACGAGAGAUUUCCUUUCGAGCUGGUGAAG
Molecule: messenger RNA, 893 nt
Organism: Antrostomus carolinensis (chuck-will's-widow)
Lineage: Eukaryota; Metazoa; Chordata; Aves; Caprimulgiformes; Caprimulgidae
Product: dynamin-2
Exons: 6
Biological process (GO): receptor internalization; synaptic vesicle budding from presynaptic endocytic zone membrane
Cellular component (GO): synapse; microtubule; cytoplasm
Molecular function (GO): GTPase activity; microtubule binding; GTP binding
Source: RefSeq, a predicted model, not a curated record